Messenger RNA from Trachymyrmex septentrionalis, 1203 nucleotides. Its product is annotated as inactive peptidyl-prolyl cis-trans isomerase FKBP6-like. NCBI's taxonomy places the organism in Eukaryota, Metazoa, Arthropoda, Insecta, Hymenoptera, Formicidae. The record is from RefSeq and is a predicted model, not a curated record. The transcript is spliced from 5 exons. Gene Ontology annotation, molecular function: protein binding; peptidyl-prolyl cis-trans isomerase activity. The coding region runs from base 1 to 1203 and encodes 400 amino acids.
AUGGAUGGUAAAAUUGGAUAUAUAAAACGCUAUGUUAACAAUUCCAAAGAUAAAGAUAAGGAUGUGAAAGAAACUAUAAAACUUUGUGGUAUAAGCUUUUCAAAACUGAAGACAAAGAUGACAAGCUUAACUACAGAUGGAAAAGUCAUGAAGUAUAUUCAAGAGAAAGGUGUUGGAAAAAUUAUACCACACAAUGCUCGAGCGAUUAUCCAUUAUGUUGGAUUUUCUGAAAGCAGAGAUGAACCUUUUGAUUCUACUCACUGUAUUGGGAAACCAAUAUCGUUGCGUUUAGGCAAGAGUUGUAUUAUACCAGGUUUAGAAAUUGGUAUACGUUCUAUGCAAAAGAAUGAAACAGCAAUAUUUUUGAUACAUCCUGAUUAUGCUUACAAGACUGUUGUUAGUUGUUCAGUACGUAUUCCACCUAAUGAGGAAGUGAUCUUUGUCGUUACUUUAGUUGAUUAUAUUGAUGAUGGCUGUGCACAGACAAAUCAAGAUCUUACCGAAGAGAAGAAAUUCAUUAAAUAUGUGUUAGAGCCUGCAAAACAUAAGUUUAUAAUUGCUAAAGACUAUUUUAAUAAAUUUAACUACAAACUGGCGAUACAAGAAUAUACAAAAAUUAUUGAUUGUUUGGAAUCAGUCAAGUUAAAAGAUAAUUUACAACAAGAAGUAAAAAAUAAAUUCCUCUCACAAGCUUACACCAAUAUUGGUCUUUGUUAUAACAUGGAAAAUAUGCCUACCAAAGCUUUAUUAGCUUUAAGAAAAGUUACAAAACCAACAGCUAAAACCUAUUAUCAGUAUGGAAUAACUUGGUUGAAAUUUGGAGAAUAUAAUGAAGCAAUGAAGAAGUUCCUGAAAGCUCAGGCGUUAGAACCGCACGAUAAUACUAUUAAAAAAGCAAUUCAGACAACACGUGUGACACGGUGUGAGUAUUUGAAAAUAGAGAUACGCUUGCGGGAAAAUUGCUUCAGAUUCAUGGAUGAAGAAGAAAUGAAAGUUACUGAAUUUCGAAAAGCCGCCCAUGAUUUGUGUGAAAAACUUAUCAACAGUGAUGCAGUAAGACAAUAUCUCCCAGAGGGUUUUUCAAAACAAGAAUAUGAAAUUAUACGUGAAGAAGCGGCUAUAUUAGGAUUAAAUAUUGUUACAUCCAGAUAUCGUAACAGAUAUGGCGAAGUAAUUAUAUACCUUCAAAAGAACAAAUCAUAA